This is a messenger RNA of Acanthoscelides obtectus, 1113 nucleotides long. Lineage: Eukaryota; Metazoa; Arthropoda; Insecta; Coleoptera; Chrysomelidae. The record is from the annotation of a GenBank genome assembly.
AUGCGAAAGCCGUGCCGGAACGAUGUUCCCAAUGAAGAACCGCACGUUUUAUAUUUAUUUUUAACUCUACAUAAAGCUUACCAUGUGGAUACACCAAGACAGAAUAUGAGCCAACCGGAUAUUCUCAGUGAGAUCUUUGACAAUAUCCGGGAAUGUAGCCAUGUAUUCUUGCCUUUCAUCUUCGGAAAAGAAAGAUGGCUGGGGUUUCGGCUGAGCCAUAGAUAUACUCCUAGAAGAGAAGCAAACAACUUAAGCACUAACCCACCUCGCAAAAUACUGAAACUAAUGUCCCAUCCAUUGUCCAGUUGCACGAAUCGGAAGAUGCCCCGAACAAUUAUGUCUACAAAGAGGGAUAGGAAGAGCUCCGAUCAGAUGACAAGGGCAGUUGAAGCUGUACGCACUAAGUCUAUGGGUUUUACAAGGCAGUUAAAAGUUUUGGUGUACCAAGAACUACUCUAAGAAGGCUCGUCCAUAAUACUGAGUUGUCGCCAGAGCUAGUUGUACAGAAGCCCUUAGGUAGAAGGCCUGUGUUGCCACCUUACCUAGAAGAAAAAUUAGUGGAAUAUAUAUUGCACAUGGAGCAAAUAUUUUAUGGCUUAACUCGAAUGGAUGUCAGAAAAAUAGCCUACCAGUUGACAGUUCAAAACAAUAUUCCCAAUCCUUUUAAAAAUGAUGUAGCAGGUCGAGCAUGGUUGGAUCAUUUUCUUAAAAGAUACAAACAUCAGUUGUCUCUCAGAAAACCUACGGGAACCUCUUAUGCACGAGUUCAAGGUUUUAAUCCAGCAGCAAUAAAUAAGUUUUUUGAUAUUUUGGAAGCCGAAUACAUAAAAUGCCAAUACCCCGCAGAUCGCAUCUACAAUGUAGAUGAAACAGGCAUCACCAUUGUACAAACAAAAAUACCAGCAGUAGUGGGUCGAAAGGGCAAAAGGCAGAUCGGAGCUUUAACUGCUGCAGAACGCGGUUCGUUGAUAACCAUAGUUAGUGCAAUGAGCGCUGGAGGCACUUUCAUACCGCCAAUGAUGAUAUUCCCCAGGAAGAAUUUUUCAGAUGUUUUAAUGAAAGGAGCUCCCCCUGGUGCACUUGGAAGGGCACAUCCUUCGGGAUGGAUUCAAA